Molecule: messenger RNA, 706 nt
Organism: Hippocampus zosterae (dwarf seahorse)
Lineage: Eukaryota; Metazoa; Chordata; Actinopteri; Syngnathiformes; Syngnathidae
Gene: eny2
Product: ENY2 transcription and export complex 2 subunit
Exons: 5
Coding region: 215-505 (96 amino acids)
Biological process (GO): poly(A)+ mRNA export from nucleus; regulation of transcription by RNA polymerase II; positive regulation of DNA-templated transcription
Cellular component (GO): DUBm complex; nuclear pore; SAGA complex
Molecular function (GO): transcription coactivator activity; chromatin binding
Source: RefSeq, a predicted model, not a curated record
AAAAUAACCAAUGCAGACUUCCGGCGGGUGAUAAUAUAAUUUUAAUGACCAAAUUCUUCAGCUGAAUUAAUGUAUUUAUAGUAUGACAUUUUGUGUGAAUUUAUCGAACAGCACCGUCGGAGCGGAAACAAAGUAGUUCCAGCCGCGUUUUUGCCGGUGUAUUGUUAACGAGGGACAAGGUGCUCCCGAGCAGAUCACAUCCAGUAAAAAGAUCAUGAGCAAGGACUCACAGAUGAGGGCUGCUAUUAACCAGAAGCUGAUUGAAAUGGGCGAGAGGGAGCGGUUGAAAGAGUUGCUCAGGGCAAAGCUGGUGGAAUGCGGUUGGAAGGAUCAGCUUAAGGCACACUGCAAAGACGUGAUUCGAGAAAAAGGCCUCGACCAUGUCACGGUGGAGGACCUCGUCAACGAAAUCACACCAAAAGGCAGAGCACUGGUUCCCGACAGCGUGAAAAAGGAGCUCCUGCAGAGAAUCCGCGCGUUUCUUGCUCAACAUGCGGCCUUGUGACCAACACCUCUGCUGUCUGCUUUUUUUUCUCUUUUUUUAACCCAUUUCAGCUAGCAAGAUAGAUCCAUAGGUAAAACCCAGACUGAGGUUCAUUUACAUCGUGUUGUUUUGUAAUGCGUUUCAUAUUUUCUUUUGUUUUGUUUGUUUGUUAUACAAGCAUUUUUUGGAGAAAAGAAAUAAAAGUCAUGCCUAUUUUGGUUA